AUGUCUUACCGUGCUCCUUCUCCUCCCUCAACGGGAUAUAGUAUCAUUGAUAUUCGUGGUCCUCUCUAUGGCGGCAAGCAUGAUGCUCAAGAUGUUACUACUGCCGUUAGACCUCCUUCGCCUCAAGCUUCCGAUAACUCCGAGGAUGCUUUCAAUGGCUCUGAUUUGGUCAACACCAUUCUGGAUUCCUUGGAUAAGCCUACGAACCACAAGUCUAUUCCUACCUACAUCUUGUAUGAUAAGAAGGGUUUGCAGUUGUUUGAUCAGAUUACUCAGUUGGACGACGAGUACUAUUUGACUGGCGCUGAACUGGACAUUUUGAUCCGUAGAUCGGAAGAAAUGGUAGACCGUCUCCAAGAUGGCAGUGUCAUCUUUGAAUUGGGUGCUGGUGCACUUCGUAAGACUCAAGUUAUUUUGAGGGCCAUUGAGAAAAAGAAGGUCCAUGUGACAUACUAUGCGUUAGAUCUUGAUCAACACGAGCUAGACAAAUCACUGGCUUCGCUGGGUGAAUUCCAGUAUGUCCAACUGCACGGUCUUUUGGGCACCUAUGAUCAGGGUAUUCCAUGGGUCAGCAAACACUUUACCAACAGCAACAUCCAAAAGAACUUUUUGUGGAUGGGUAGCUCUAUUGGCAACCAAAAUCGUCUUGAAUCUGCCAUGUUUCUCCGCAAGCUUCAGCGAAUGUGUAUGGAACCUGGGGAUCUGUUUGUGAUUGGAUUCGAUAAGAGAAAUGACCCUGAGAAGGUCGAGCUUGCCUACGAUGACUCUCAUGGUGUUACGCGCGAAUUUAUUCUGAACGGCCUUGAUCACGUCAGCCGUAUUAUGGGGAAAGAAAACUUUAUGAGUCGACGUGAUUUCGACUAUCAUUCAAUCUAUCAAGAAAAGCAAGGUCGCCAUCUCUCGCAUUACCGCGCCCUAAAGGAUAUCGUGAUUUCCUACAAGACGCCUCAAAAGGAGUAUUCUAUCAAGAUACAGAAAGACGAGCUGAUACAUGUUGAACACUCUUACAAGUACUCUUUGGAUGAAAUCGAGAGCAUCUUGACGGCCGCUGAUCUCAACAUGGUGAAUUACUGGACGGACUCCAAGCAGCAAUAUCGUCUGGUGUUGGCCGAGAAUCGUCCCUUUAUGUUUGAAAGAAACAUGAAACGCAUCCAUGCACUCCUGUUUCCACCCAAGGAGGUCUUUGAUCAAGAACCAAUCAGCUGCUAUCACUGUAACGAAGGCCAGUUUGACUUGACGAGAACAAUUGAAAGCGAUGAAUCCGCUACGUUCGACUACGCAUUGAACAAGACGUGGCCUAUCGAAACGCUUCCCUCGUUGCAUGAGUGGCAAGAACUCUGGAAAUCAUGGGAUGUGGUAACACAACAGAUGCUAAACCAUCGCACGAUGCUCUUUGAACGCCCCAUCGCUUUGCGCCACCCCUUCAUCUUUUACCUUGGACACAUUCCUGCUUUCUUGGAUAUCCAGCUCUCCCGUCAUGCUGUAGACAAGGAUCUUGGUCCCACAGAUCUUACUGAGCCUGCCGUUUAUGCUGAGAUAUUUGAACGCGGUAUUGACCCUGAUUUGGACGAUCCUACUGUCUGCAAUCCACACUCUCAUGUUCCUGACAAUGACCAAGAAUGGCCCUCAAUUGCCUCCAUUUUGGCAUAUCAAAAGCGAAUCCGUGAACGCUUGCAACGUCUCUUGGUCUACUGGGAAUCUGAAGCGUUCAAAACGCAAUCUUCCAACUGGAUCGACUCAAGACAGCGUCAAGCGCGUAUUGUCUGGAUGUGUUUUGAGCAUGAGGCCAUGCACCUUGAGACUCUUUUGUAUAUGCUGAUUCAAAGCCCCAACAUCUUGCCUCCCAAGGGUAUUGCCCUGCCUUCUUGGAAGCUUUUCAUGCGCUCCAAUGCCUUGCCCCCGUUGACUCCUCUAUCUGAAUCCCCUCUGAUGAAAUUGCCUGGCGGUACCAUCUCCUUGGGUCAUGACGAUCAUGAAUCGCUCGAUCACAAAAGCAAGGAACACGAAUUUGGUUGGGAUAAUGAGAGCCCUGAGCGUCAGGUGUCGAUUGCUCCGUUGAACAUACAAACAAGACCUGUUACCAAUGGCGAAUACUUUCAAUUCCUUCAAGACACGCAAGCUGAUUUCAUCCCUGCCUCCUGGUUGAAGCAGGAUGGUCAGGUUUUUGUCAAAACUGUCUUUGGCCCUUGUCCUCUUGCCUAUGCUCAACAUUGGCCGGUGCAAACCUCUUACAAGCAAGCAGACCUCUAUGCCCAACAUAAAGGGGGUCGCCUUCCCUCUGAAGCUGAGAUGAUUCAUUUCCGUGAUGCUGCUACUACUGAAAAAUGGGCCAACAUUGGUUUUGAAAACUGGUCUCCUACUGAUGUCAGUAACGAGAGGGUGCAUUCUUUGGGUGAUGUAUGGGAGUGGACAAGCACAGUUUGGGACAAGCACGAAGGCUUUGAAGCGUCUCAAAUAUAUCCAGGCUAUUCAGCUGACUUUUUUGAUGGCAAACAUCAUGUUGUCUUGGGUGGCAGUUGGGCUACACAUCCUCGUAUUGCUGAACGUAGAUCAUUUAGAAAUUGGUAUCAAGCUGGGUAUCCUUACGUCUUUAGUGGCUUCAGACUUUGCUACUGA
This is a messenger RNA of Mucor velutinosus, 2616 nucleotides long. RefSeq names its product polyamine transporter tpo5. The transcript is spliced from 2 exons. The coding region runs from base 1 to 2616 and encodes 871 amino acids. NCBI's taxonomy places the organism in Eukaryota, Fungi, Mucoromycota, Mucoromycetes, Mucorales, Mucoraceae. The record is from RefSeq and is a predicted model, not a curated record.